Messenger RNA from Varroa destructor (honeybee mite), 4461 nucleotides. RefSeq names its product WD repeat and FYVE domain containing 2 (gene Wdfy2). NCBI's taxonomy places the organism in Eukaryota, Metazoa, Arthropoda, Arachnida, Mesostigmata, Varroidae. Gene Ontology annotation, cellular component: early endosome. Gene Ontology annotation, molecular function: protein binding; metal ion binding. The record is from RefSeq and is a predicted model, not a curated record.
UGGAAUGUGUGGCUGUCAAAGAUUUGGUCAGGUACAACAACAACCGACAACGCCGUAUAGAUAAAUGUGUGCUUCGAAUGUUUGGCUGAAGUCGGUGCGUGGCUGCUGUACGAUGCUGUGUGCAUUUUUCUGCGUAGCAGCGACUCAAGGAAAGAAGCCGACACAAAAAUCGUUGUGAUACUUUUUUUUAACCGAAAAUUGAAUCGAAGGAUUAUUGGUAUAGCUAUUGGUGGCCUGUUAUAAUUCACUCUUUUCUUGCGGCUUGUGAAGGAACUAGCUAAUGCAGAAAAGAAAAUAGGAUAGUUUGCUUUUGAGGACCUGUCACUGUGUAUGUGUGUGUGUGUCUUGAUUGUCAGCAGCUUUGUUGGUCAAACCAGAAGGUGUUAGCGAAAAUACGAAAUGCCAAAAAGUAUAGAUGUUCGACAGCUCGCAACGAAACUAUAAAAAAAUAACACAUUAUGCAUUAAAAUAUAUUUCUCAUAGUAACAAAUUCUCGUGUGCGUUUUCCAUGUGUUCUUAUCUAGAAAUUUAGCUGGUCAACGCGUAGUGACUCAUAGGUACAUUGAAAUAUAUGAAAAAUAACAAUGGAAAGCUGGUGCAAGUAUUACGAAAUACAAUAACAUGAAUUUUUUCGGAUGCUGUCUCUCAAUGCAUUGUGCCGAUGAUGCUGGGAAUAUUCAUGCGACUAAACCUUUCACAAGAGUAUUUCCCCGAUGGACGCUUUGUUCAUGUGCCGUUAAACGAGGUAUAGUCUUUAUAUGCCGAUUUGACAGAGGGAUCUGCCCGAUAGUCUCCACAAUUAUAUAGCGCUAGGGCUGUGACUAUAACAACCAUUGAGUGUUAUGGCGUCCACUGGAGGACAAUGUAAUUUUUGUACCCUCUUAUCGUACAGAGACAAACUGAAUAAUGACAACAUUAUGAACUACGCACGGCUCAAUGUUUAAAAAAUAAAUGAACAUAGGUGUGGGGUAAUACACUCUACAAAACAGGUCCAUAUUUACCAUUAUGAGAUAUUUUUUCUUUUUGAGGCUAGUUAACGCUCAGAAUACCAGCUUCUAUUAACUCAUACAUAAUUCUUUGGUCGGUAGAUCUAAUAUGCUUCCUGUUUAUAAAAUGAGCGAAAUUAAGAUUAUAGGGGUAAGGUGACAGAAAGAAGCGAUUUCAUUCAUUCGUCUCAAUCCGCCAGGUGGGGUGUAACGAAAAUAGGAGAUGAAAUUGAGAAGCGAUCCCUCAUCUCUGCAGUAAUCGUAAACUCGGAUCAUAACAUAUCUACAUACACUAAAUGUUACGUGUGUCCUGUAUUGUCGUAUGCAUUUAAGUUAUUAGCCGAAUAUGCCACUAGUUGAUCAUUAGUCAAAACUAUCGAUGCUUAAUAAUGGAUUACGUAUGCCUCUUCAAGUAUCUUCACAUAUUCGUUGCUCCAGGAACCAAACAAAAUAUGACACAUUCAAUCGAUACAUAAUGAAAUCAGCAAAUUAAUCGGGCUCGUCCAUCAUAAUUGAUGAGAAUGAUUCAUCCAUCCAUCUGAACGACACUUGAUCACAACGCAGGUUACAGUUUUGUGACAUAAACAGUUAUAAUUCUGAGUAUGGCUUAUUGCGCAGUUGCCGGAGGUGAACUUCGUUCACUUUCCAGUCAUCAGUUAAACUAAACAAUAAAGAUUACUGCGGCGACUGGCGCCACAUCAUCCUAAGCUUACCUAUCCAGCUGGCGUCGUCGCUUACUGCGUUUAGCUUAUGUUGCCUUUUGCCUGUCUACCUAUUCCCACUGCGUGUUUGCCUUCAUUGAUUUUCUUGUAGAUUUCUCAUAGUUUAGACCACAGUUUUCAACUGGAGUACCGUGAAGUACGGAUUCUUUAGGUAACUUUCGUACGGUUCGACUAUAGCUGCCGGUAUCUGUGGCGAAGAGCAGUCCAUCGUGCCGACUCGUGAAGGGCUUUGCUUGUUCUGCUAGAAAUGGCUGCCUCAAUCAAACCCCUGUCAGGUGGCCAAUUUAUGUCCCCCGAAAAGCCUCAAUUGCUGUGCCGUCUCGACGGACACACAGACACCGUCAAUCAGGUUGUCUUAAUUGGAGAUGCCGAUGAUCUCGCAGUAAUCUCAGUUUCGGACGACCGCACGAUUCGAGUAUGGGCAAGACGUGACACAGGACAGUACUGGCCGUCGGUAUGUCACACGAUGCCGAGUUUGGCCUCGGCUAUGGACUACGACCCACAGUUGCGAAGGCUCUUCGUUGCGAUGGACAAUGGAAGUAUAACCGAGUUCGAGCUCGCAGACGACCUCAAUAAAAUCACAUACCGAAGGAGCUAUAUUGCGCACCAGCAGCGUGUAACCUCGAUGAAGUUUUCCCCAGUAACGGAAUGGCUAAUUUCGGCUGGGAAAGAUAAAUACUUUCAAUGGCACUGUACAGAAACAGGACGCCGAUUGGGUGCUUUUUUGGGAUCGGCAUGGUGCACAACAGUCGCGUUGGACCAAGCAUCGCGGCAUGCCUUUGUAGGUGACUAUUCGGGAGAAAUCACGAUGCUCAAAUUGACCGAAACCAGUUAUCAGCCAGUUACAACACUCAAAGGACAUUCAGGCUCGGUUCAAUCGUUGUUGUGGGAUGAGCGUCGAAGAUUACUCAUUUCAGGCGGCUUUGAUCAGAUUAUCAUUGUGUGGGACAUCGGUGGUGGUAAAGGGACGGCCUACGAGCUCAGUGGCCAUCGUGCUCGCAUCACCGGAUUGGCGCUAUAUAGUGCCUCGUCACUGCUUUCAGUGUCUGAGGACUCGACGUUAGUCGUUUGGGAUGUAGCCGCCCAGCGACAGGAAACGCCUGAGUGGACCACGCGGGACUGCUGUGAACGUUGCGCUAGGCCUUUCUUUUGGAACGUACGCGGAAUGUUCGACCAGAAGCAGGUCGGAAGUCGUCAGCAUCACUGUCGACGGUGCGGAAGGGCGUUGUGUGACGCGUGCUCCGAAAAUCGCUCGACACUUCCCCGGCUUGGCUUCGAAUUUCCCGUACGCAUCUGCAACGAGUGUCAUCUGCAUAUCUCAGACGGAGAUCGGGAGCCAUUGGCGAAGUUCCACGACCUCAAGGCUCCUGUCACAGCAAUGUCGCUGUCAGCCGAGUCAAAGACAAUGGUUACCAUUGGCACUGAUCGAAGCAUCAAGAUUUGGGACCUGUCCAAGGUGCUUUAGAAUCGGAUUGGCUAAUUAGCUAAAAAUUACUCGGUAGUUGAAAUAGCCAAGAUAUUACUAAUAAAACAAAACAAUUGAGAAGCUGAAAGUUAAUAUUCAUCGUAAGAAAGAAUACAUAGUUAUAUUUAAGAAUAGAGAAGAGAUUAGUUAUGACCAAAAGUAGUGGACACCUUAAAAAAUUGGGAUUAAACGAAACAGGCAAUGAAAACAAGCUGAGUAUAUAUAAUAUAUAAAUAUACUCAGAGGGUAUACAUAGAUACACAUACAUCAGAUUAUAUUAAUAUGCGUUACCUAUAUAUGUACUGCAUAAAGAAUGCAGAUCUUUGAUGUCGAAUACACGAAUAAUAUAUUCAUAUGGUAAAUGUGUAAUGAUCCGCCUUGUGCUUAAUUAGAUGUGUCUCACAUAGUUGGCAAACGGGAAAGAAAAGAAGAAAAAAUGGUGCCAAUAUUGACACAAACUAAACGAGCACUAAACCAGCAGCUUCUUGAGUCGGCCCGCUAUUUUCAAUGUUUUUUUUUGCCUAUGAUUUUAGCGGUGUACGAUGCAAGCCCUUUCUUCUGUUUUCGUUUUCACCAUCGAUCCUACAUACUGCAGCAGUAUUUGAGAACCCUUUUGUUAACAAUAAACGCCAAUAGGAAGCUAUAACGUAAGCGAUUAAUUUAUCGCAACAAUUGUAUUAUUGUUGCAUAUAAUAUAAUAUAUGUCAGUAUGUAUUAUGUAUGAGCGAAUGCCGUAGUUUCGUAUAUAAAGUGAGUGACUGGGUAACUUUGCUGUAUAAUUUGGGGCGCGUCUUGAUGCUAGCAUUCGAUGUAUGCCAUUACCUGAAUAACUGCACGAAUACAUGCUAACAAGGAGAAAACUAAGUCUAUAUAGAGAUUUCAACAAUAACAAAAACAAACGCUGAAAGAAAACUGUCAGAAACACAUAUUUGGCUUUUGCAAAUGAUUUCUGCUUAGGAAAACUGGACUGCUGUGGGCAAUACAAUUGGCAACCUUUGUAUUCCGUCAGUUGUAGUUUACUUGUUAUUUUGCUAAAUUUAUUCUAUAAAAUGAUCGAUAGGUAUUAGUAUACAACAUCUUUUGCGUGCACGCAUGUGAUAACGGGAACAAUAAUAUUCUACAUAAACUUUUUACAGUGACACAUUUUUUCGUUAUAUCGGUUUUGUGUUUGUAUUCAAGAUGGAAAUCAUAAUUUAUAUUGGAUUACAUUCUCUGUUACCAACUCGAGUUUCCAUUUUAAAACUUUUUGAGGAUAGUUUGGCUUUUUUUUUCAAUAAAGUGGCCUCUU